CGGGCCGGAAGCGGGAGGCUGCCGGGGCGGGCUGGCUGGCGGCCCCUUUCCGGCCGGUCCCCAUGGAGGCGCUGGGGAAGCUGAAGCAGUUCGAUGCCUACCCCAAGACUCUGGAGGACUUCCGGGUCAAGACCUGCGGGGGCGCCACGGUGACCAUUGUCAGUGGUCUUCUUAUGCUGCUUCUGUUCCUGUCCGAGCUGCAGUAUUACCUCACCACUGAGGUGCAUCCUGAACUCUACGUGGACAAGUCGCGGGGAGAUAAACUGAAGAUCAACAUCGACGUACUUUUUCCGCACAUGCCUUGUGCCUAUCUGAGCAUUGAUGCCAUGGAUGUGGCUGGGGAACAGCAGCUGGAUGUGGAACACAACCUGUUUAAACAGCGACUAGAUAAGGAUGGCAUCCCCGUGAGCUCAGAGGCAGAGCGUCAUGAGCUUGGGAAAGUUGAGGUGAAGGUGUUUGAUCCUGACUCCUUGGAUCCUGAUCGCUGUGAGAGCUGCUAUGGUGCUGAAACAGAAGAUAUCAAGUGCUGUAACACCUGUGAGGAUGUGCGGGAGGCAUAUCGCCGUAGAGGCUGGGCCUUCAAGAACCCAGACACUAUUGAGCAAUGCCGGCGGGAGGGCUUCAGCCAGAAGAUGCAGGAGCAAAAGAAUGAAGGCUGCCAAGUAUAUGGCUUCUUGGAAGUCAACAAGGUGGCGGGAAACUUCCACUUUGCUCCCGGGAAGAGCUUCCAGCAAUCCCACGUGCACGUCCACGACUUGCAGAGCUUCGGCCUCGACAAUAUCAACAUGACCCACUACAUCCGGCACCUGUCAUUUGGGGAGGACUAUCCAGGCAUUGUGAACCCCCUUGAUCGCACCAAUGUCAUUGCACCCCAAGCCUCCAUGAUGUUCCAGUACUUUGUGAAGGUGGUGCCCACAGUGUACAUGAAGGUAGAUGGGGAGGUGCUGAGGACAAAUCAGUUCUCUGUGACCAGACAUGAGAAGGUCGCCAAUGGGCUGAUGGGUGACCAGGGGCUGCCUGGAGUCUUCGUACUCUAUGAGCUCUCACCCAUGAUGGUGAAGCUGACAGAGAAGCACAGGUCCUUCACGCACUUCCUGACCGGCGUGUGCGCUAUCAUCGGGGGCAUGUUCACAGUGGCUGGACUCAUCGAUUCACUCAUCUACCACUCGGCUCGAGCCAUCCAGAAGAAAAUUGAUCUAGGGAAGACAACGUAGUUCUCCUUUUGCCCCUCUUUUGUUCCCUCUUUCUCCUGUUCUCUCUUUGACCUUGUGGUCAUAUUUCCAGUCUCUAACCCCCAGCCCCAGUCCCUACUUGGAGAGUCAGUCAUAGCCCUAGGUUGAUAAAUCUGUUGAUUGUGAUAGUAGUUGCUGGUCUCUGUGUGGU
Messenger RNA from Talpa occidentalis (Iberian mole), 1383 nucleotides. RefSeq names its product ERGIC and golgi 3 (gene ERGIC3). The record is from RefSeq and is a predicted model, not a curated record. Gene Ontology annotation, biological process: endoplasmic reticulum to Golgi vesicle-mediated transport; retrograde vesicle-mediated transport, Golgi to endoplasmic reticulum. NCBI's taxonomy places the organism in Eukaryota, Metazoa, Chordata, Mammalia, Eulipotyphla, Talpidae. The transcript is spliced from 13 exons. Gene Ontology annotation, cellular component: endoplasmic reticulum; COPII-coated ER to Golgi transport vesicle; Golgi membrane. Bases 63 to 1214 code for a protein of 383 amino acids.